Baudoinia panamericana UAMH 10762 is the source of this 1110-nucleotide messenger RNA. RefSeq lists its product as uncharacterized. Lineage: Eukaryota; Fungi; Ascomycota; Dothideomycetes; Mycosphaerellales; Teratosphaeriaceae. The record is from RefSeq and is a predicted model, not a curated record. The coding region runs from base 415 to 894 and encodes 159 amino acids. The transcript has 2 exons.
GUUCACUUUGGCAGCAUUGAAUUCUAGCUGCGGAUACGGAUCUUGUCCUCACUUCACUUGCAGCUUCAACACCUGCCGGCAACACCGAAACAGACUUGUCACAUUUUCACUCUUCACCUUAAUACCUGCUAGCUCCACGGCUUCUCACAGACGUCCCACGUACCUCAACAGCUUGAGCUUCCCACCCACAUUGGCCGCUGAUACUUGCUGGUUGCUCUGUCAGAUACCUCAAGCAAACACUCACGCAUACCAACCAGCACGACGUGCAAGAUGGUCAACUGGAGGCAAGCUUCCUUCUCCGGUUGCUUCACUGUUGCUACUGAAGCCAUGUCUAACACCUCUUUAGUGCGGAGAUGGACCAGCGCUUGCUCAUCCGUAAGCCGACCCACCGACUGACUUGCGUACUUUGAGCUGAUGAGAUCGAAUCAAGUGGCUCUCGACGCUGGAAUGAUUGACAAAGCCAAGCUAUCGAAGGCGUGGGUGAAUAAAUAUGGUGGUGACCUGACGGCCGGCGCAGUCAGCCAGCAUCUUACCAAGCUGAAGGCUAGACUCGGCGGUGACGGCACUAGUACUCCACGCAAGAGUACGGUCGGUAUGCCAAGCUCGAAGACCCCAAAGACACCGAACACCUCCGGGAAGCGCAAGAAAGCCAUGAGCGACGAGGAUGACACUGGGGACGAGCCUUUGGCUCGUAAGACUUCGGUCAGACGCAGCAAGACGCCGAAGGUGUACAGGGAGCCGCAGUUGGAUGAGGACGCUGACGCAUUCGGAGACGCGCAGGAAGAAGCAUCGAGAGGCGAGGCAAAGUCGGCCACUCCCCAAGACUCCGUUCAGGGUCACGACCUCGACUCCAUGAGCGAGAUCUCGAACUUCGACCCAGACACGUUUACUUAAGGAAGUGGCGCGGAGGCUAGGCAGAUGGCACUGGUUGUUCUCUCUGCAGCGUGAUGCGCUUGGAAUGAUGACGAUAAGCGUUGAUACAGCUGGAAAAUAUAACUGAGGGCCAGGCAGAGAGCAUUCUGUGUGUGCUGAAUCCACAAAGCGUGAAGCUGCUUGGCCACGGUUGUCAACGUUAUAGCUAUUACGGUCACUCACCCAUCCUGAAAUGUC